This is a messenger RNA of Erigeron canadensis, 229 nucleotides long. RefSeq lists its product as uncharacterized. Bases 1 to 207 code for a protein of 68 amino acids. The transcript is spliced from 2 exons. NCBI's taxonomy places the organism in Eukaryota, Viridiplantae, Streptophyta, Magnoliopsida, Asterales, Asteraceae. The record is from RefSeq and is a predicted model, not a curated record.
AUGGCAGAGGAGGCCCCUUUUAGACCAAGAGAGAAGCUCAUUGAGAAACAAAGAUUUUACCAGAACAUCCACAACCACACUCAUCUAAAGGGUCCAAUGGACAAAAUCACUUCAGUUGCCAUCCCUCUUGCAUUGGCUGGUUCUUGUUUGUUCCUCAUUGGACGAGGAAUCUAUAACAUGUCUCAUGGGAUCGGAAAGAAGGGAUAGUCAUUUCUUGAAGCUUAACUUG